Messenger RNA from Fusarium vanettenii 77-13-4, 1710 nucleotides. RefSeq lists its product as uncharacterized. The transcript is spliced from 2 exons. NCBI's taxonomy places the organism in Eukaryota, Fungi, Ascomycota, Sordariomycetes, Hypocreales, Nectriaceae. The coding region runs from base 1 to 1710 and encodes 569 amino acids. The record is from RefSeq and is a predicted model, not a curated record.
AUGCUGGCCCUGGUGCUUUAUCUACAAGCAUUCUUCUCUUCAGCUUCAGCGUCGAGUCUCGUCACUCAAUCCAGCGACGAGCGCUCAACGUCGUGGUUCGACUGGGGCUGGUACGGCGCCUAUCCACACAAGAACUACGAAUCGUUUGGCGCGCAAUCACCAUGGCCGCUUGUGGUGAAGACGGACGAGCGAUGCGAUAACGGAUACAUCUUUGCCGAACCGCGAGGGUUCUAUGUCGACACGCCGGGUCCAGUGAUACUCGAUAAUGCUGGCAAUCUUGUAUGGAUGGAGACUCGAUGGGGAGAGGCCAUGGACGUCAAGGUGCAGCGCUUCAAUGGAAAGGACUACAUCACCUUUUGGCAUGGAACAGAUAAUGGUACAUUUGGCGAAGGAUACUACUUGAUGUUGGAUGAAUCAUAUGAAGUCUUUAAGAAAGUGGUGCCAAUUGGCGACUUCACCGGCGACCUUCACGAGUUCCGAAUCACUGAAGAGGGCACCGCUCUCAUGACCAUCUACAACCGAAAACCCGCCGACCUGUCCGCAUACGGGAUCCCCGACGGCUGGAUCUUUGACAGCAUCUUCCAAGAGAUCGACCUAAACACGAACAAGCUCGUCUUUGAAUGGCACGCCUCCGACCACUUUCCAAUCAGCGACACCCUCGCGCCCAUCAAUGGACAGGGCAAGACGGCGAAAAACGCGUUCGACUUCUUUCACAUUAACAGCGUUGACAAGGACGAGGCGGGAGACUAUAUAAUAUCGUCGCGCUACUACUGCAGCGUCGCCGCGAUCAGCGCAAAGGAUGUGAGUGUUCUCUGGCAGCUUGGCGGUGCGAAUAGCUCGUUCGGCGACCUCUCUGACGGAGCUGCUUCCAACUUUACAUGGAACCAUCAUGCUGCCUGGCAGGGAAAGAAUAAUUUGACAGUGUUUGACAAUGGCUCGAAUGGACAUCAGAACUCGGCGAAGCACAGUCGUGGUCUCAUGAUCAAUCUCGACAUGGACGCAAUGACAGUGAGCUUGGAACAAGAGUACAUCUCGCCUCAAAAGAUGCUCUCCCCUUCCCAAGGCUCCGUCCAAGUACUCCCGAAUGGCAACGUCCUCGUCGGAUGGGGACAUGUCCCCUCUUUCACCGAAUUCUCACGAGAAGGCGAAGUCCUCUGCGACACACACAUCGGCCCCAUCAACUUUGACAUCUUCUCCUGGGUAAAGAACUAUCGCACGUUCAAGUAUCCAUGGGUCGGACGUCCCAAGACCCUCCCGGAUGUCGCGAUGCGACCAAAGAAGAAUGCUCUUUUUGUCAGCUGGAACGGCGCCACCGAGGUGUAUAGCUGGCUGCUGCAGAGCGCCUCUGACGCCUUGAGUGACGAGUUUCACGAUCUCGGGUUUACCGAGAAGACGGCUUUUGAGAUGAUGAUUAGAAUCCCCAAGGACGCGGAUGAGUUUAUUCGCGUGGCCGCGGUUGACAAGGACGGUCGUGUUCUCGCUUAUUCAACACCAGUGUCCAAGAACGAGUACAUCGUCACCAGGUUGCUUGAUGCGCCGAUGAGAGGAAGCCGAAUGGAGCCUUUGCACAUUCUAUGCCUCAGUAUACUCGGCGCAGCGAUCGGUGUCUGCAUUGUCUUUGUCUUUCGGUUCACAAUACAUCGUGGCAUCAACAGAGUGCUACGUCGGGCGGCACCGUUCAAGUAUCAGGCCCUUCCAAUGCAUUCAUAG